CUGGCUGCUUACGCCCCGCCUCUGGUGGCAGCCUUAAACCUGGCGCCUAGCUAAAACAAACGAAAGAAAGCCCCGAGCCUCCACUCAAUCCAAUUAAGGCGGACUUCAGCCACUCUCUUACGUGUUCAUCCAACAAGAUCGACGCUGAGACAGCAGUAACAGGGCUUUGUCAAAAAAAAAGAUUGCCUUGCCUUCUAAUUUUUCCCCCUCCAGCCACAGAACAAUGUCGAUGAGUCCCAAGCAUACGACUCCUUUCUCUGUUUCCGAUAUCUUGAGUCCCCUUGAGGAGAGCUACAAGAAAGUAAGUAUGGAGGGCAACAAUUUAGGGGCUCCCCUGACAGCUUACCGGCAACCGCAGGUCUCUCAGGCGGCUAUGCAGCAACACCACAUGGGGCACAACGGGACUGUGCCCGCUACCUACCACAUGGCUGCCGCGGGGGUGCCCCAGCUUUCUCACACUGCCAUGGGGGGCUACUGCAACGGCAACUUGGGCAACAUGAGCGAGCUUCCGCCUUACCAGGAGACCAUGAGAAACAGCACCUCGGCCACCGGGUGGUACGGAGCCAAUCCGGAUCCGCGCUUUUCUACAAUUUCUCGCUUCAUGGGGUCAUCUUCCGGAAUGAAUAUGAGUGGCAUGGGCAGCCUGGGUUCUUUGGCAGACGUCGGCAAGAGCAUGGGCCCACUGCAGAGCACUCCGAGGAGAAAGCGGAGGGUGCUGUUUUCUCAAGCCCAGGUUUACGAGCUAGAGAGACGGUUCAAGCAACAGAAAUACCUCUCGGCCCCAGAAAGAGAACACUUGGCCAGCAUGAUCCACCUCACGCCGACUCAGGUCAAAAUCUGGUUCCAGAAUCACCGGUACAAGAUGAAACGACAAGCCAAAGAUAAGGUGAGCCAACAACAGAUGCAACAAGACUCCAGCUCGUGCCAGCAGCAGCAGCAGUCUCCCAGAAGAGUAGCUGUGCCAGUGUUAGUCAAGGACGGCAAGCCCUGCCAGGGAGGCACAAAUACACCGACCACUGCCAUCCAGAGUCAUCAUCAGCAAGGGAGUAACGUUAUGACGGUUUCCACUAGCACCACGGCGAUGGGACAGCAUCAGAGCCAACAAGCAGGCAGCGCCGGCCAUUCUCCAGAUUUAGUUCAACAUUCCGCCAGCCCCUCGUCUCUUCAGAGCCAGGUGUCCGGUUUGUCUCACCUAAACUCUGCUAGUUCUGAAUAUGGCACCGCUAUGCCUUGCUCCGCUCUGUUGUACGGCAGGACCUGGUGACAUAACCCCGCCGCAGACUGUUGUGUAAACUCGGACAGCCAUUGCUGCAGUUCCAAAGUCUUUUAAAAAAAGUAAAUCCUAUUUACUUUCAGUUGGAUUUGCAGACGACUAACUGGGUUAAAAAAGGGGGUAACGAGUCAAUCAGCAAACUAGAAAGUCCCGUGGAGGUGGGAAGUAUUCACAUCGCGUUGAAUAGGGAAAAGCAAUCCCAUAUUCUUUUAUACCAGUUUUAACUAUUAGAGCCAACGUGGCCGAGGAAGAUGUCAUUUAAAUACAAUUUUGUGUUGGGGAAAUAACGAGCGAGUCCAUUCCUAAAUCAGACGCGUCCUUUGUGUGGGCUAUCAAAGACUUUUAUAGGGGUAAUAUAACGUGGCUCCGAUUUCUAAUAGAUUUUAAUGUAAAACGUAGCUGUAUAUUUCUGUAAAAGGUUUGGAUUGGAUACAUAGUUUUUAGUAAACUGUAUAUUAUGUUGUAUAAAGUUUUUAUCGCCAUUGGAAGGUUGCUUGUAUUAUAUUUGAGUUUAACUGUUAUUUGACCGCGUACGUUUUAUUUUCUUGUAACUUAUAUAGAUAUUUGGC
This is a messenger RNA of Lepisosteus oculatus (spotted gar), 1842 nucleotides long. It is a transcript of the gene nkx2-1, whose product is annotated as NK2 homeobox 1. The record is from RefSeq and is a predicted model, not a curated record. Gene Ontology annotation, molecular function: RNA polymerase II cis-regulatory region sequence-specific DNA binding; DNA-binding transcription factor activity, RNA polymerase II-specific. Gene Ontology annotation, cellular component: nucleus. Lineage: Eukaryota; Metazoa; Chordata; Actinopteri; Semionotiformes; Lepisosteidae. Gene Ontology annotation, biological process: regulation of transcription by RNA polymerase II; cell differentiation.